AUGGUUCUCCUCCGCAAGCAGGGGGUGAACAUAAUUCCAUAUCUUGACGAUCUCCUGAUCAAGGUGUCCUCCAACUGUACUCCCCUGAUGCAGCUGCUCAGGGAGUACAGUUGGAUCCUCAACCUUCCCAAAUCUCAUCUGGAACCGACAACGAGGCUGUCUUUCCUGGGGCUGAUCCUCGACACGGAAGUGAAAAGGGUGUUUCUCCCAGAGGAGAACGUGUUGGUGAUACAAUCUAUGGUCUGGGAUGUCUUGAAGCCUACCCGGGUAUCGGUUCAUCAAUACAUCCACCUUCUGGGAAAGAUUGUUGCCUCCUCCUGCAUAACGGGAGAUUUCAUGCAAGACCCUUUCAACUGGAUCUCCUGGACCAGUGAAUGUUUUACACAAAAUUCACAACUUGUUACACAUCAGCAAAGUCACACAGGUGAGAAGCCAUUUCCAUGUUCUGAGUGUGGGAAAUGUUUUGUAUCGAAAUCACAUCUUGUUAUACAUAACAGAAGUCACACAGGUGAGAAGCCAUUUUCUUGCUCUGAGUGUGGGAAAUGUUUUACAUGGAAAUCACAACUUGUUACACAUCAGAAAAGUCACACAGGUGAGAAGGCAUUUCCAUGUUCUGAGUGUGGGAAAUGUUUUACACACAAAUCAGAUCUUGUUAUACAUCACAGAAGUCACACAGGUGAAAAGCUGUUCUCUUGCUCUGAGUGCGGGAAAUGUUUUCCACGGAAAUCACAUCUUGUUAGACAUCGCAGAAGUCACACAGGUGAGAAGCCAUUUUCUUGCUCUGAGUGCGGGAAAUGUUUUUCACGGAAAUCACAUCUUGUUAGACAUCAGAAAAGCCACACAGGUGAGAAGCCAUUUCCGUGUUCUGAGUGUGGGAAAUAUUUUUCACGGAAAUCACAUCUUGUUAGACAUCACAGAAGUCACACAGGUGAGAAACCAUUUUCUUGCUGUGAGUGUGGGAAAUGUUUUACACGGAAAUCAGAUCUUGUUAUACAUCACAGAAGUCACACAGGUGAGAAGCCAUUUCCAUGUUCUGAGUGUGGGAAAUGUUUUGCACAGAAAUUAGAUCUUGUUAUACAUCACAGAAGUCACACAGGUGAGAAGCCAUUUCCAUGUUCUGAGUGUGGGAAAUGUUUUACACACAAAUCAGAUCUUGAUGUACAUCACAGAAGUCACACAGGUGAGAAGCCAUUUCCAUGUUCUGAGUGUGGGAAAUGUUUUGCACAGAAAUCAGAUCUUGUUAUACAUCACAGAAGUCACACAGGUGAGAAGCCAUUUUCUUGCUCUGAGUGUGGGAAAUGUUUUACAAAGAAAUCAUAUCUUCUUACACAUCAGAGAAGUCAUACAGGUGAGAAGCCAUUUUCUUGCUGUGAGUGUGGGAAAUGUUUUACACAGAAGUCUCAACUUGUUACACAUCAGCAAAGUCACACAGGUGAGAAGCCAUUUCCAUGUUCUGAGUGUGGGAAAUGUUUUGCACAGAAAUCAGAUCUUGUUAUACAUCACAGAAGUCACACAGGUGAGAAGCCAUGUUCUUGCUCUGAGUGCGGGAAAUGU
Pseudophryne corroboree (corroboree frog) is the source of this 1554-nucleotide messenger RNA. RefSeq names its product zinc finger protein OZF-like. The transcript has 2 exons. NCBI's taxonomy places the organism in Eukaryota, Metazoa, Chordata, Amphibia, Anura, Myobatrachidae. The record is from RefSeq and is a predicted model, not a curated record. The annotation marks the transcript as partial.